UGCUUAUAAACACUAUCAGUUUGUAAAUAUGGAGAAAAGAAAAUCAAAUGUUACACUGAUCAUCAGCCUUUGCUUUAUCAUCAUAUCACAUUGUUUGUUGGUUCAUUCUCGUGAGCUAGCUCAGUACUCUCAUUCGCCAUCACCAGCUCCAGCAAUGGUAAUUGGCAAAGGAAGAAAUGGAAGGGCAAAAGGGUCAUAUCCUGCAAAAUGCCAUUUGAAGUGCAACCAAUGCAAACCUUGCAUGCCAAUUGAAGUAUCUAUUAGAUCAAUGGAGUUGCAAGAGAAGGAUUAUUAUUAUCCUCAGGUGUGGAAAUGUUUAUGUGGAGAUUAUAUUUUCUCUCCUUAAUGCUUGUAAAAUUAUAAUUUUUCUUAAUUCAGUUUAACUAAUUGUAAUUGGUGAUAUAUAAUCAAUA
Molecule: messenger RNA, 413 nt
Organism: Mercurialis annua (annual mercury)
Lineage: Eukaryota; Viridiplantae; Streptophyta; Magnoliopsida; Malpighiales; Euphorbiaceae
Product: EPIDERMAL PATTERNING FACTOR-like protein 5
Exons: 2
Coding region: 29-346 (105 amino acids)
Biological process (GO): stomatal complex development; guard cell differentiation
Source: RefSeq, a predicted model, not a curated record